CGAAAGCAUAAAAACAUACAAAAAUAUAAACGUAGAAAUCACAACUCUAUAAAAAAAUAUUAUAAUUUAAAUAUUCAGUUUCGUUUCGUUUAGUUUAGUUUUAAAUUUAAUGUGCAUAUAAUUUAAGUAUUUUUGUUAAUCUGCACCGGACUGCCAUCAGUGCUAUCAGUACUACCUCGAGUCUCACCAUGUUCCAGAUGUUCGACAUUAAUGUUCUUAAUAGAAGACUCUUUCGCAUUCUGCGUCGAUUGAUUUCCGGUCGUGACGAUUUCGGACCGUAUUCGAUAUGGAACUUUUGUCCGAUGAAUCGCUGGAAUCAGGCCAGGGCUCUAGUAUUUUCCUGUAGCCCGUGCCGAUCCGAAUGGUUUCCGUAUCUAUUCUGGACAGUGGUGGUUAGUAGCUUCAUUGGUUGCAUCAUCAGUUUGUGGGAGCUUCGUCGGGUGUGGAAGUGUCCGUGUCAAAAGUUGAAUAUGUGGCGCAAUCGGCACUUUUAUAUCAUAAAUCAUCGUCUUCUACGCCAGGCUAGAGUUUGUGGCUCUGGAAUUUCUAGUUUCUUAUGGUUUCUACUUAUCCUGGGCAUAACAUUGAUCACACCCCUUUUUAUGUGGCCAUGGAUUUUUAUGACCACCAUUGUUUUGAGCGUUGAAUGGUUUAUUUGGGGCUUUGAGAUCCUGACUGGUCGUCAGAACAUUGAAUUUCAUACUCUGAUCUCUCUGACGCUGCCGGUCUUUAAUCUUGGAAUGGUUCUAUGCGUGAAACGUGUCUUCGAUGCUGCUGUUUCGGAUGAUUCCGACUUCUCACUUCGUAUAUUUUAAGACAAAAGAAAAAUAAUCCCAAAACCGAUCCAAAAGACCGAUCUGAUCCGCUGCCGAAUGUCAUCAUUAAACAAAAGGUGCAGGACCAGCAUAAUUGUAUCUCAACCUGCAUUAAGUUCAAUUAACUUGCCGGCAACAUCACGCACACACCAAAAACAAAAUAAAUACUUAAAAAA
Messenger RNA from Drosophila ananassae, 991 nucleotides. RefSeq lists its product as uncharacterized. Bases 189 to 815 code for a protein of 208 amino acids. The transcript is spliced from 2 exons. Lineage: Eukaryota; Metazoa; Arthropoda; Insecta; Diptera; Drosophilidae. The record is from RefSeq and is a predicted model, not a curated record.